AUGCCAGACGGAAAUGGUGUCCCUCAUCUGGUAGAUUUGCAAGCACCGGUACAGCCUCGUAUGCAAACGAACGAGGAUGACAAUGAAUAUUGGCUAUUCACUAGAAAAAAUGACAACGAGAAGCAAGUACUGAAAUUCAAUGACUCAGAUUCCGUUCGUCAGUCCAACUACGAUCCGAAUCUACCUCUAACUGUAAUCGUUCACGGAUGGAAUAAUAAUGGAGAUUCCAACAUGAACCUCGUGGUGCGAAGUGCGUUUCUCCAUGUAGGACAAUACAACGUCAUUGUGGUCGAUUGGAGUAAGAGUCUUAGCAUUUGCUAUACAGCUAGCGUGAAAGCUGUUCCGAACACUGGAAAACGUAUUGGACGGUUCUUGGAAUGGUUGAUAAAUAACUUUGGUGGUAACUGGGACAGUGUUCACAUGGUUGGCCACAGUCUCGGAGCUCAUGUGGUUGGGAAUGCUGGGCGUGCUGUCAGUGGUAAAGUAGCUCGUAUUACAGGUAUGGACCCUGCAGGACCUCAAUUUGGAGGGAACCCGGCAGCCCUGAACGGCGCUGACGCCCGUUACGUCGAGUGCAUACACACGGACGGCGGCGUCUUGGGCAUUUACGAUCCCAUCUGUCAGAGCAACUUCUAUCCGAACGGUGGCAAACAUCCUCAGCCCGGCUGCUUAUUCAGCCCUUGCUCACAUACACGAAGCUAUGAAUUCUUUUCGGCUUCCGUCAAAAUCGACAAUUUCAUCGGUACCAAAUGUGGCAAUCUUGAUGAAUUGAAAUCCAAUGUAUGCAAUGGUUCACAACUACGUAUGGGAAACACCGAGCUUUAUAAGAACGGAACUGGACUGUACAGAUUAAAGAUCUCUCUCAAACAGCUACAGUAA
Leptosia nina is the source of this 879-nucleotide messenger RNA. The record is from the annotation of a GenBank genome assembly. Lineage: Eukaryota; Metazoa; Arthropoda; Insecta; Lepidoptera; Pieridae.